Closterium sp. NIES-65 is the source of this 1209-nucleotide messenger RNA. The record is from the annotation of a GenBank genome assembly. Lineage: Eukaryota; Viridiplantae; Streptophyta; Zygnematophyceae; Desmidiales; Closteriaceae.
AUGGAGCAACCAGAGACGAAAGCCGAGGCUGUUCCUAUGGACACGUCGGCUCCCGGAAAUCAAGGGAAUCCUGCUUCUCAACCCACUAACCCUCCGUCAGGAUCGACGGCCGCCGCUGCAGCUGCUCCCGCAAAACCCGCCGCAGAAGGCGCUGCGACACCCGGUACCGCAGCUACAUCUGCUCCCGCAGCUGUCCAAGUAGUGCCGCCUAAGGGCUACGUCCCAUAUGUUCUUAAAUACACGCUUAACGGCCACAAGAAAGCUAUUUCCAGCGUCAAGUUUUCGCCGGACGGAAAAUGGUUAGCCAGCUCAUCGGCCGACAAAACCGUCAGGAUCUGGCACGCAGCUGACGGCCGGCCGUCAGACCCGCCGCUCGUGGCGCAUACGGAGGGAAUAAGCGACAUCGCAUGGUCUUCCGAUUCACGUUACAUCUGUUCCGCGUCGGACGAUCAUACGCUUCGCAUAUGGGACGUUACGGGAGGGCAGGCGGCUUCUAGCGGGGAUGCUAAUAGCGGAGCCGCUCCGACCACGCGACCGUGCGUGCAGAUCCUAAAGGGGCAUACUAACUACGUCUUUUGUUGUAACUUCAACCCGCAAUCCAACCUCAUAGUUUCCGGCGCGUUUGACGAGACGGUUCGGCUGUGGGACGUGAAAACGGGCAAGUGCGUGAAAGUUUUGCCUGCCCACUCGGACCCUGUAACGGCGGUUCAUUUCAACCGCGACGGGUCGCUGGUGGUGUCGAGCUCGUACGACGGGCUUUGUCGUAUCUGGGACACGCAGACGGGGCACUGCCUGAAAACCCUAAUUGACGACGACAACCCUCCCGUGUCGUUCGUGAAAUUCUCGCCCAACGGAAAGUUCAUUCUCGCCGGCACACUCGAUAACACUCUGCGUUUGUGGAAUUAUGCGACAGGCAAGUGUCUCAAGACCUACACAGGGCAUGUGAACAAGAAAUACUGCAUCUUUUCAACCUUCUCGGUAACCAACGGGAAAUACAUAGUGAGUGGGUCAGAGGACAAUAGCGUGUAUCUGUGGGACCUACAAGCGCGUACAGUGGUGCAGAAGCUUUCAGGCCACACUGAUAUUGUUCUCACUGUGGCCUGUCAUCCUAGCGAGAAUAUGAUCGCAUCUGGAGGGUUGGAUCAAGAUCGGACGGUCAGGAUUUGGGUGCAGGAGAGCGCUGGGCCCGCGGCAGGAGGGAAAGGGUGA